Porites evermanni is the source of this 3627-nucleotide messenger RNA. The record is from the annotation of a GenBank genome assembly. NCBI's taxonomy places the organism in Eukaryota, Metazoa, Cnidaria, Anthozoa, Scleractinia, Poritidae.
AUGAUCACUGAAAGCCAAAGUCACUUCCAAAGGAGCAAUAGAGUGAAAAGAUGUAUUGAAGCAUCACCGUCGGCGCCCCGAACGCUGAAGAGCGCGAAGGAUGAUACCAGUAAUACUACUACUCGUCGUCGCCGCGGUCUGAAUUUCGCCGUCGCUGGUGAUAAAAAAGACUUGUCUUUAACUGAAAAGGAGGUAAGAAAAAGAAAAAUAUAAUUUUUGUGUCAUUAAUAAUUCUUCUGCGUGGGUACGACAGCAUUCCAUUUAUUUCGUUGUUUGUAUGGUGAUUCACGAUUGUGACACCUCAAAUAUUUUCUCACACCUUCAGAAUGACUUACCGGAACCACUGGAGAUCUCUCAAACCAUGAAUCUGCAAGAAAAUCCAGCUCAACCAAAGGUAAAUUUAUUUUUAAGCUUGUUUUCAUUCAUUCAUAGGCUUGUUGUUCGGUUACUUGUCAAAUAAUUUCAGAAUUACUGAGUAAGAUUCUAACUUGCUCGACAAGGAUGCCGUUGUUAAUUUCACCUUCGUAUUUUCCUGUAGAUAAGAAGCCCUUUAGCUGACGAAGACAGAUUUGAAGACAUUCUGCAAAAAGUUCUUGUUAAAGUAGAAAAUGAGUUGUUAGAGGUGGCGCGAAGAGUGACAAAGUCGGUUCUAAGAGAACGAGGAUUUCCCGGUAUGAGUACGCUAAACUUCGAGGAGAUUGUCAAAGAAGUAGAGACUCAAUGUCCAACAGUGUUCAAGUUGUUAUCGCAGAUGAUCCAACUCAGUCACAACUCCGAUAAAAAGACAGCUCCUUUGGCUCUUAUAUAUGGAAUCAUUAUGUUUAGGAGAUGCAAAGAGUUGAGCCGUGUUCAGCGAGUCAACACAGUCCUUCUUAAUGACGGCGGUGCAAGUCAAGAGGUGUGUAGACUACAGAAUUGAACUACUUAUAAUCAGCUGAUAAUAAAGCUUAAAUAUUCAGGAGUCGUUACAUGUAUUAAUAACGAAGGUUUAGAGAAUUUUACCCAUCAAUUGUACAUUGCAAUUAUUUCUGUGACUUUUGGAUAUUUUGCAAUUCAAUAUUUUUUUGGGAGGGUUUCUAUACGACUUCAUUAUCAUUAUUGCUAUUAACGGUUUUACUAAUAUUAUACCAUGCAAAGAUCAUUUUAACCAGGUUUUCAGUAUUUGAGGUAUAUUUAAGGGUAAAUUUAAUAAUCUUAGAAGAAUUUGUGUACAUUUGAGAGUAAAGGUUUGCAGAGACAGACCAUGAAAAAUGGGUGUGGAAUUUCCUUGGUAAACAUGGCCAAAUUAAAACAAUUUAGUCUCUUCAGUUACCAAUGCCUGAUUGUGUGCAGGGACUCAUGAUAGUUGUAUGCAUACAACGCUCCAACUCUUGACAUCUUUAAGACUUUGCAUGCAAAAACCAUGAUUCCCUGCACGCCUCCCAGGGAAUGGUGAAAUAUUUAGAUCCUUUUCAGGUAAAACAGCAAAAUUAUGUUUCUAUUCUAUUUUAAGCUUGUAGAUAGUCUUAACAAGUAUGGAUUUUGCCUGGAGAAAUCCAUGAAAUAUACUAUUCAAGAAGAAAUAGGGAAACAUUUCCUGGAUCAUGUCGUACAGCUUGUAAAGGAAGGCAGAUCAUUUGUAUUUGUUCUGGACAAUGUUGAUUGGGACGUCAAGGUGCAUGACAUGAGGUCUGACAAGCAAAACCGAAGUGUCCAUGCUGUGGCCACCAGCAUAGUAUUUGAUCGUGUUUCUUCUAAGCACUUACCAGAUGCUGGCCCAAAAAACAGUCUGGCAAAUUGCAACCUCAAAGACACCUUAAGUCUCAAUGAUGAGGAAAAAAGAUGUACAAGGGAGCGGUACAAAGUGUUCAUUGGACGAAUCUUAGUUGAGUUCUUUCCAGCAUUUGAUUUUCUUAAGGACUUUGUCCCUGAUCAUACACCUUGUGAGUAUCACACGGAGAUGAGUACCAAAUCAGUUGUGGUACCACUGCCAGUCCUCCUCAAAGAUGAAAAGAAGUAUGCUGAGGUUGUUGAUGUGCUUGAUCAGCUUGAGCUCUGGACACGCGAGAUAUACAGUAAGGCUGGCCUUUGCAAUCCUGCAGACCCAGAGCAUGUCCCACCUGGUCCUCCCAUUGGGGCUCCUGCUAGACCGGAUCAACCAGCUUCGCAUGUGCCACCAGUUCCCCAGACUGAAGAUCCUCUAGCAAAUGUUAAAAUACCUUGUUAUGGCGACCAACUAACAAGAGUAAGAUUGGCUGGUGCAAAAGAUUUGAGAGCAGGAUGCCACACUCCACAAGACAGAUUGGAUCACCUGUAUCCAUUCAGAAUAGUGGACUGGCACACUAAGAGAAGCUUCCUUAAGGUAAAAUGCCAUUUCAUUUUUUUUAUCAUGUUUUAAGUGGAUUGAAAUCCUCAUCUACUAUAAAGUGCUCAAUAGCAGAGCUAGAGCUAUGGAUAAUUAUGAUCCAAGAGCUGGGUUAUUUAAACAUUUACUGUAACGCUGAGUUUCAUGCUUCUUGCAAAGCAAUGAUCAGGCAACAAGAAGCAAGAGUUGCAGUAAAUGUUUAAAUAACCCAGCUCUUGGAUUGUAAUUAUAUAUAUAUAUAUAUAUCUACCGUACGUCCUAUAUAUAUAUAUAUAGAUACAUAGACUUGAACUAGGUCAAAAACAUUUAUUUGCUACUCUAAGUUUCAUGCUUACGAACCAAUCAUAUAUAUAUGAAGUAAAUGUUUGGCAAUGUGUACAUUAUUUUUUUAUGAAAAGGGGGGUGUUCAACAUAAUCAGGCUUAUCAAUGUGACAGUAGCAUUUUUAUGCUAAUAGAUAUUCUAUUGCCAGACAUUUAUUUCAUUAUGCUGCAAGAAUCUUUUACUACUUAUUACAUGCCCUUGUUUUUUCGAUAAUUUUUUAUUAAAUAUGAAAAAGCAAGCCCCGAAUAAGUGUGAAAAAUCAAGUUGCAGUUGACAAUUAAGUCUACAAAAAGUGCUUGUCUCCGCUUCAACAGAACAAAAACAUAAGUACCUUUUGUAAGAGUUUAUCGAUGACUGCAAUUCAAUUCAGUGCUACAUAGCAACAAUUUGCUUUUUAUUUUUAAAAAUAAAAAAAAAUUAAGUGUAUGCUUAGUUUAAAAUUCUUUAUUCUGUCCACUUUUUUGAAAAGUGACUUGGAAGUGGAUUUAUGGGCUAGGACAUGCAAUUUUAGCAAAUUUCAGCAAAGACGAACUGGUUGCUAAGUGCAAGACCAUCUGUUUUUGUUAUAUGUGGCAGUGAUUUUGUCACUAAAAUACUGUUGGUAUACCAAGUGAAGUUUGGAACUCAUUAUUAACAGAAAUAAAUGGCAGGUUUUAAAUACUGUGACCUAGCCCCUUUGAGGAUGAUUCUGAACCAUUUAGAUGUAAAAUACACUUGAACCAUAAUUAAUAUUAUUUUUUGUAGCUUAUUUUUAAGAAGCUGUACAAGAAUUCUGCCCGUGAAAAAGGGACAUUGCGGUUCUUUCGAGAAAAACUACAACGAAGAAAUGUAACUAUUGAUGUCAAACACUUUGAAGACUGCGAGCAGUUGUUUUUAAGCAUUGGCCGGUGUUUCACAAUUGAAGCAUUACUUAAUUUCUUCAAUAUGGAAACCACGGAUGCUCGUCCUACCAGGAACUGA